Messenger RNA from Astyanax mexicanus (Mexican tetra), 2221 nucleotides. RefSeq lists its product as uncharacterized. Bases 1 to 1986 code for a protein of 661 amino acids. The transcript is spliced from 9 exons. NCBI's taxonomy places the organism in Eukaryota, Metazoa, Chordata, Actinopteri, Characiformes, Acestrorhamphidae. The record is from RefSeq and is a predicted model, not a curated record.
AUGAACUGUGUAUACCAAAAUAGGUCAGGUGUUUGUGGCAUUUGUCAUAAAACAGUGUCUAAGAAGAGCAAGGACAAAUGCUUAACAUGUUUAGCAAAUAUCCAUGCAAAAUGUCUACCUGUGAAUCCAGAGGACAGCAAGUGUCUUUUUUGCAAAGGGCAGGAAAGAAGAAAUCCAGUUAAGGUAGAGGAGAGUACAGGACAAAGCAACCAAGACAACACAGGAGUUCAGGAAAUAGUCAGUUCAGGACAAAAUUAUGAUAAAGUUCAAAGAGAAGAUGAUCCAGGACAAAGCAACAAAGACUAUACAGCUCUUCAUGGAGAAGACAGUUCAAGACAAAGCAGCAGAGACAAAGAAGCUGAGGGAGAAGACAGUUCAGGACAAAGCAGCAGAGACAAAGAAGCUGAGGGAGAGGACAGUUCAGGACAAAGCAGCAGAGACAAAGAAGCUGAGGGAGAGGACAGUUCAGGACAAAGCAGCAGAGACAAAGAAGCUGAGGGAGAAGACAGUUCAGGACAAAGCAGCAGAGACAAAGAAGCUGAGGGAGAGGACAGUUCAGGACAAAGCAGCAGAGACAAAGAAGCUGAGGGAGAGGACAGUUCAGGACAAAGCUGCAGAGACAAAGAAGCUGAGGGAGAAGAUAUUUCAGGACAAAGCAGCAGAGACAAAGAAGCUGAGGGAGAAGAUAUAUCAGGACAAAGCAGCAGAGACAAAGAAGCUGAGGGAGAGGACAGUUCAGGACAAAGCAGCAGAGACAAAGAAGCUGAGGGAGAGGACAGUUCAGGACAAAGCAGCAGAGACAAAGAAGCUGAGGGAGAAGAUAUAUCAGGACAAAGCAGCAGAGACAAAGAAGCUGAGGGAGAAGAUAUAUCAGGACAAAGCAGCAGAGACAAAGAAGCUGAGGGAGAGGACAGUUCAGGACAAAGCAGCAGAGACAAAGAAGCUGAGGGAGAAGAUAUAUCAGGACAAAGCAGCAGAGACAAAGAAGCUGAGGGAGAAGACAGUUCAGGACAAAGCAGCAGAGACAAAGAAGCUGAGGGAGAAGACAGUUCAGGACAAAGCAGCAGAGACAAAGAAGCUGAGGGAGAAGACAGUUCAGGACAAAGCAGCAGAGACAAAGAAGCUGAGGGAGAAGAUAUAUCAGGACAAAGCAGCAGAGACAAAGAAGCUGAGGGAGAAGAUAUAUCAGGACAAAGCAGCAGAGACAAAGAAGCUGAGGGAGAAGAUAUAUCAGGACAAAGCAGCAGAGACAAAGAAGCUGAGGGAGAAGAUAUUUCAGGACAAAGCAGCAGAGACAAAGAAGCUGAGGGAGAAGAUAUAUCAGGACAAAGCAGCAGAGACAAAGAAGCUGAGGGAGAAGAUAUUUCAGGACAAAGUCCAGGAGAUCAGACAAGCCAAUUACCCAACCCACUUGUUAGGACUCCCCCCAUCACUAGUAAUGCCCCAACACACCAGGAGGAAGGAUUCAUCGUGGAAAGUGUUUUAAAAGUAUCAGACUUCCACCAAACAAAAAGAUACCUGGUCACAACUGAUGAACUGCAGAGAAGAUGUGCUCAACCGGAGAGCUACUCUGCAAACACUGUGGUGGCUUAUCUAAGAAAGGCCAAAGGUCAAAAAAGAAACAUAGAACAGAAGUUGGCAGAGUUGGAGGUGAAUCCUUCAAAACGCACAAAGUUAACUUCACUGUGCUCCAAACUUUGUGAAGAUGAAUGUCGUGACCUGGCUGAUGAUAUAACAUAUUUGGCAGCUAAAUUCAUACCCCAGAAGAAAGUGGGUCAAGCCUUGUUAGAGGAUGGAAAUGUCCACGAAGGCAUGGCCAAAACAGAGGACUGCAGAAAGACCCUAAAAGCUGUGGAAAAAGCUUUGGAGACGAACUGGCAUACAUUUGACCUGGCAACUCACGGUCUUGGGCCUGCAGUUAUAAAAGGCACUUUUGAAUUAAUUGAUGCAUGUCUUAAAGAGAAAAUGAAAGCAUUACAAUCAUGAAUUAGAACCAAUUUCAACUGUUUUGUCUGCUUACAUUAUGUUCAUAGUUAUAUACACUAGCUUCAUGCUUGAAACCUUGUUAUAUGCCUACUAACUACAAUAUGUGUUGGUUACUUUGUUGCUAAAAAUACAUUUGGGAUUGUUUUUUUUACUUUGUUAUGUACGUAUUUUAGUUUUUGAAUAUUGUUUUUGUGUGUACAAUGUAAUUGUAAAUAAAGAUUUACAAUCCUUUUUA